This is a messenger RNA of Oncorhynchus tshawytscha (Chinook salmon), 779 nucleotides long. It is a transcript of the gene ten1, whose product is annotated as TEN1 subunit of CST complex. Gene Ontology annotation, molecular function: telomerase inhibitor activity; telomeric repeat DNA binding; single-stranded DNA binding. The coding region runs from base 47 to 457 and encodes 136 amino acids. Lineage: Eukaryota; Metazoa; Chordata; Actinopteri; Salmoniformes; Salmonidae. The transcript has 3 exons. The record is from RefSeq and is a predicted model, not a curated record. Gene Ontology annotation, cellular component: CST complex. Gene Ontology annotation, biological process: negative regulation of telomere maintenance via telomerase.
UUUAUAGUAUUUUGCCUAUUUUACCCUUUGAUAACUUAUUGAGAAGAUGCUUCCAGCACCUGCAGUCUUUCAUUUCCUUUGGGAAGUCAACUUUGGUGCAGUCAAGGAGGGAGAUUCAGUGAGAACAUUUGGAAGGUUAGUGAGUUACCAACCAGAGGAAUCGAAGGCUACACUGUCUAUCCAGCAUGCAGCAAGACAGCACCAAGUUGUUGUUCAGACUACAUUUGUUGAACCCUUUGACCCCAUCAUUGGAGCCCAGUACAUAGUUCUGGGCGAGAUUGAAAAAGCAGAGGGAGGUGAUGGUGUGAUGGUCCACGCCCGCGUGCUGAACUGUGUGGAUGGGGUGAACCUAGCUCUGCUGCAAAGAGGUGUCAAUGAACAGAGGAGCUACUUCAGAGAGAGGGGGGAGAGCAAGGGAGAUGCUGCUACUGCUGCUCAGCAACGUGCUCCUCUCUGACCUAGACCCAAAUAAUGAAUCUGUCACAACUGCUGCACUGAUACAGUGCUACUGGUGUAAAGUUAUGAUCCAGGUUGAAUUGAAUGUUCUUUUGUACAUGUUGUAAUGUUUAUAUGACCUGAUUUAUACCUCAGAUGGAUUGUGUCAAAAGGUCAUAUUUUAUUAUGGUUGGGACAUUUUCCCCAAAUAGCCGAUUACAUGGACAUAUCAAAGAUUGAGACUGCGCCUCUAGCUAAUUUAGAAUGGCGAAGGGUGGAAUUACACUAUAAAAAGACUUCUGAGGAAAUCCUGAUUUAUACAUAAAAGCUGCUUGUUUCUUGUG